GGGGGGAAGAGGUUCGGCCGGUGUCCAAGCGGCGCCCGGGCAGUUAACAAUGGCGAGCCAGGCUCCUUCCCUCAGCUACGUCGGGAGCAACUUUUUGCGGCAGAGGCUGGUGCUGUCCACGCUGAGCGGGCGGCCGGUGAAAAUCCGCAAGAUCAGAGCCAAGGAUGACAACCCGGGCCUCAGAGAUUUUGAGGCAAACUUUCUCAGGCUGAUUGACAAGAUAACCAAUGGUUCUAGGAUUGAAAUAAACCAAACAGGUACAACUUUGUACUACCAGCCUGGUCUGCUUCACGGAGGUUCACUGGAACAUGAUUGUAGUGAAAAUCGUAGUAUUGGAUAUUAUCUAGAGAGUCUUCUCUGCUUAGCCCCAUUCAUGAAACAUGCACUAAGAAUUGUCCUCAGAGGUAUAACCAAUGAUCAGAUAGAUCCAUCAGUGGAUGUUCUGAAGGCAACUGCUCUACCUUUGUUGAAAAGAUUUGGAAUUGAUGGUGAAGAAUUAGAGUUGAAGAUAAUAAGGCGGGGUAUGCCCCCCAAAGGAGGAGGGGAAGUGAUCUUUGCUUGUCCUGUGAAGAAAGUAUUAAAACCUAUUCAAUAUAUUGACCCUGGUAAAAUUAAGCGUAUCAGAGGUAUGGCCUAUUCAGUCAGGGUAUCCCCCCAGAUAGCAAACCGAAUGGUGGAUUCUGCGAGGAGCAUCUUGAAUAAAUUCCUACCAGAUAUCUACAUUCAUACAGAUCAUAUGAAAGGGACCAGCUCUGGAAAGUCUCCUGGCUUUGGUCUGUCUCUUGUGGCUGAGACUACAAAUGGGACUUUCCUUAGUGCUGAACUGGCCUCUAAUCCCCAGGGCCAGGGUGCCGCUGUACUUCCAGAAGACCUUGGUGUGAACUGUGCAAAGUUACUCCUUGAAGAGAUCCACCGAGGAGGCUGCGUGGACUCUAUAAACCAAAGCCUCAUUCUACUUCUUAUGACUCUUGGGCAGCAAGAUGUCUCCAAAGUCCUUCUAGGACCAUUAUCACCUUACACAAUUGAAUUCCUACGACAUUUGAGAAGUUAUUUCCAGGUUAUGUUUAAAAUUGAAACCAAACCGUUUGAAGAUGAACGAAAGGGAGGUGAAAAAGUCUUAAUGACCUGUGUUGGCAUUGGGUUUUCUAAUCUUAGCAAAACAGUAAGAUGAUACUUUGCUCAUGGAUUUCAAUUAAAAAAUACAAAAAUUAAUUUUCUAUUGAUAUACUUUCAUGCGCAUGUUUUACUCAGGAAGAGUAUGUGGAUUUUGUGUGUGUGACUGACUUUCACUUAUUAAAGCAGUAGUUGUUGCCAUUUUAAUCCCUUUGAAAGAUGUUUGAGACUCCAUUAUGAACUUUAAGUGUAUAUAUUGAAGGUUACAUUUAUUGAAGUACUUCUAGACAUUUACAAUUGGUUUUGGAGCUGGAAAUGCAAUCUACAUAUCUAUUUUUUCCUUUUAUUGUAGAAAGAGCAUGUGCUAAAAUCUUGUUCAAAAUCAGAUGCAAUGAUAAAUAAAUUUGUGCCAUAGUCUUAAAACUAUAAUUGAAUUUUUCCAAGGAAGCUCUUUAGUAUGUGUCAAAUUAAGGUGGAUUUUUGUUAUCAGGCUUUUUUUCAAAAAGGAAAGCUUUAAAGAUGAUAGACUGCAAAGCAGCUCUCCAUGGAGAAGGAAGAGCUCUUUUCUAUAAGAUCUUCUUUCUUGACCUUAGAGUAAAGAAGUAUGAACAGAGAUUUAGCCUUUUAUUCUGAGUAAAUGGAUGCUAAAACUACUUGUCACAUGUUUUCCAUAGUCGGAUGUAGUAACAGUUGAUACAGAAGCUUAUUGAUUCCAUGGUAUAGCAACUUCAAUUUUCUGUAUCUGGAAGUAAUUCUGAAUCAGCAAUUGGUUCAUGGAAAUCUUACACAACGGAUGGCUGUUUUUCUGCCAAUCAAGCAAAAUUCUUCUGUAUCUCUGAAUGAUUUGAAACCUGUUUUCUACCUGGAAGAUAACCUAUCAACUGAUUUAUGCAUUAUUUUUAAUUGUUUAUAUCUGCUCGCUUUUAUUCCUUUCCAUCCUCCUACUACAAUCUCUCACACUGGGAAUUAUCAUUACAAACCACAAGCAGGUUCUAAAGAAAAGCCAUUGUCUUAUAUUCUACAUAUCCUGAAGUAUGAAUAAAAGCUGAAAUUAUAUCCAGUUACCUCACUUGUGCACAAAAAUAAACUUGGGAAUAACACAAAAUAAAAAAUGGGAAUAAAAAAUGUAA
This is a messenger RNA of Pantherophis guttatus, 2243 nucleotides long. It is a transcript of the gene RCL1, whose product is annotated as RNA terminal phosphate cyclase like 1. NCBI's taxonomy places the organism in Eukaryota, Metazoa, Chordata, Lepidosauria, Squamata, Colubridae. The record is from RefSeq and is a predicted model, not a curated record. Gene Ontology annotation, molecular function: RNA endonuclease activity. Gene Ontology annotation, biological process: ribosome biogenesis; endonucleolytic cleavage of tricistronic rRNA transcript (SSU-rRNA, 5.8S rRNA, LSU-rRNA). Gene Ontology annotation, cellular component: nucleolus.